GCGAAUUCAUCACUCGCGAGCGUUCUUGAGGCACGAAACUGCUGCGCGACAAAGACAAAAACACCAGAAAAUAUCUCCAAACCUGAAAAAACAACCACUUUCUCCUCAGAAACCGCUCGACGUCUGAGAAAUAUACGAACGGAGUAUAUCAUAUUUUCAAAUGAGUGGAAGAAUAUCGACUUAGUCGACGACGCUUUAAGAUAAAUUUGAUGACUCGUUGUAACGGUUAAAACGGUCACUUCGGUCUCUGACAGCGGGAAGGCUUGAACAAGAUGAACAACAAAAUUGAAAAAGAAAACGAAAGCAGUGAAUUCAGCAACCACGAGGAAGAGGUCCGGACUCUGUUUGUCAGUGGCUUGCCCUUGGACAUAAAGCCGCGUGAGCUUUAUCUCUUGUUCAGGCCGUUUAAAGGUUACGAAGGCUCAUUGAUAAAGCUUACCUCAAAACAGCCGGUGGGGUUUGUGAGCUUUGACAGCAGAUCAGAGGCAGAGGCAGCCAAGAAUGCGCUGAACGGCGUUCGCUUCGACCCGGAAAUCCCACAGACUUUGCGGUUGGAGUUCGCCAAGGCCAACACGAAGAUGGCCAAGAACAAACUAGUGGGGACACCCAACCCCCCUCCUUCUCAACAGAGCCCUGGACCACCCUUCAUCAGCAGGGACCCCUAUCCGUUGGCUCCCACCAGCAGAUGCUCAGGGCUGGAAGUCCAGGCAGUUCUGCUGAAAAAUGUCAGUCCAAAAUCAGGGGCCUCCAGACUAACUUUCUUCAGUCAUGGACCACAGGUUAACACCACGCCCCCACCGGGCUACAGGGCAAAUCAAGACCACCUCUGCCUCCAUCACACAAUCCCCCCUCCGCUCCGCUCUUUUUUCUACUGUUACACCACUAACACUUUAAUAGAAGGAGUACACACAAAGGUAGCAUUAAAAAAUUGCUGCAUUUGUGCUGCCAGUGGUGUCACUUAUAUGUUUCUGCUACACGAUGUGUGCAUGAUAAGACUGUAUAAAAAAACUAUGAAUUUUCCGCUCAUUAUUCUGUUAUUAAUCUUAAUGAGUAGCUACUAUGACUUAUUCUAAUAAUCAGUAACCACUAUUAAACAAAAAUCAAAGUUCUGCAGUUCUGAGAGUGAGACAUUGAGCUCCACCAACAAAUGUAUUCUUUCAUAGCAACUGUUGAAACGUUGGACAAGCGUUACAGAGCACAGGUCAAAAUCCCACUCAGCCUAAUGAGAAACUGUAGCACUGUAGCAAAACUGUUGUGAAAACACCUUUAUUUAGUGUGUUUUUAAUUUCAAUGGUUAUUUAUAUUGCAUCUGUGGGAAAGGUCCCACUGUCAGGUUAGAUCAGAUGUAGUUGUUUUGAAUUUAGCUAACAUUGCCAAGCAAUUUCCAAGCUACCUAGUAAUUUCCGCACUCAAUUAACUACAAGCUUGGUACGCUAACAUUUUAAUCUCAGAACUCAACAUUAUGUAGAAGCUCUAGACAAACAUUUUAGCCCUUCAGUAUGAAUAACUACAAACUUAUUUAAAUAAUUAUUUUAACAAAAAAAGACUUAUGUUUUCUUAUUCGGUUGAAUGUUUGUUUCGAUAAUGUUCUGUACAGAUAGCAACAGUUGCUAUGAAAGAAAGUGUAGGCUCACAUUUGUACUGCUUGUACAAAUCUUCAGUUUUUCACCACAAACUCUGUGACUUCAUAACUGAAUGUGCAGUUAUGACAAAGCCAUGCAGGUGACAUGUUGAACUCCUUGUAUUGAAAUGUUAUGGUUGUGUAUUAAUCAUAUUAUCUCUACCAUUAUUAUUAUUAUUGUUAUUAUUGUCGUUGUUGUUAUUUACAUUGAUUAUACCUAAAAAGAAAUUCUGAUCAAGUUGAUGCAUGACUCGCCGAAAUGGUGACGCUGUACAUUUUUAGAUAUUUUGAAGAAAAACUACGAAGUA
Pygocentrus nattereri (red-bellied piranha) is the source of this 1929-nucleotide messenger RNA. It is a transcript of the gene rbpms, whose product is annotated as RNA binding protein, mRNA processing factor. The record is from RefSeq and is a predicted model, not a curated record. The transcript has 8 exons. Gene Ontology annotation, molecular function: mRNA binding. NCBI's taxonomy places the organism in Eukaryota, Metazoa, Chordata, Actinopteri, Characiformes, Serrasalmidae. Bases 273 to 1073 code for a protein of 266 amino acids.